GCCUGCGCGUGCGCCUGUGGUCCAGGAUGGGCUGGCGGCGGGUCCCAGUCUGCGGGCUGGUGCUGCGGAGGGCGGGCGAUGGUUGGUUGGACUGAAACGAGCCCGGACGGGUUGCGGAGCUGGAGGGGGUGGCAGUGAGCGGCGGCGGAGGCUGUGGGGUUCCAUUUGGCUGACUGGGGAGUCGGCAGGCGGCAGGCGACUCCAGAGACCCUGCCUUGGCUUGGAGCAGCCUGCCUCUCCCUCAGCACUUUACUGUGGCCCUUCGCUCUAGGUGUGCCUCAUCUUGGAUUUGCGGUGCACCCAAGUGGUGUGAUGAGCCAUGCGGGGCCCGCGGAGCCUGCUGCUGGGGCCCGCCCGCCUCUGCCUGCGCCUGCUUCUGCUCCUGGGCUCCAGGCGCCGCCGCCUGCCUCUGCUCCGGGGCCUGGUACAGCGCUGGCGCUACGGCAAGGUCUGCCUGCGCUCCCUGCUCUACAACUCCUUUGGGGGCAGUGACACCGCUGUCGAUGCUGCCUUUGAGCCUAUCUACUGGCUGGUGGACAACGUGAUCCGCUGGUGUGGGGUGGUGUUUGUGGUGCUGGUGAUUGUGCUGACCAGCUCCAUCGUGGCCAUCGCCUAUCUGUGUGUCCUGCCUCUCAUCCUCCGAACGUACUCAGUGCCACGGCUCUGCUGGCACUUCUUCUACAGCCACUGGAAUCUGAUCCUUAUCGUCUUCCAUUACUACCAGGCCAUCACCACUCCACCUGGAUACCCACCCCAGGGCAGGAAUGAUAUCGCAACAGUCUCCAUCUGUAAGAAGUGCAUUUACCCCAAGCCAGCCCGAACACACCACUGCAGCAUCUGCAAUAGGUGUGUGCUGAAGAUGGAUCAUCACUGCCCCUGGCUAAACAACUGUGUGGGCCACUAUAACCAUCGGUACUUCUUCUCUUUCUGCUUUUUCAUGACGCUGGGCUGUGUCUACUGCAGCUACGGGAGUUGGGACCUUUUCCGGGAAGCUUAUGCUGCCAUCGAGAAAAUGAAACAGCUCGACAAGAACAAACUACAGGCGGUUGCCAACCAGACUUAUCACCAGACCCCACCACCCACCUUCUCCUUCCGAGAAAGGGUGACUCACAAGAGUCUUGUCUACCUCUGGUUCCUGUGCAGUUCCGUAGCACUUGCCUUGGGUGCCCUAACUGUAUGGCAUGCUGUUCUCAUCAGUCGAGGUGAGACUAGUAUCGAAAGGCACAUCAACAAGAAGGAGAGACGUCGGCUGCAGGCCAAGGGCAGAGUUUUUAGGAAUCAUUACAACUACGGCUGCUUGGACAACUGGAAGGUAUUCCUGGGUGUGGACACAGGAAGGCACUGGCUUACUCGGGUGCUGUUACCUUCCAGUCAUCUGCCCCAUGGGAAUGGAAUGAGCUGGGACCCCCCUCCCUGGGUGACUGCUCACUCAGCCUCUGUGAUGGCAGUGUGAGCUGGAUUGUGUCAGCCACAGCUUGAGCACCACUCUGCUUCCUGCAUUGUCUCAAGGGCCUCCAAGGAUAGCUUCUUGGAAUCCUUGGGCAAAAAAAGUCAGUGGGCCUGCCGUAGAGUACCAUGCAGGGACAACUCAAGGACCAGUCUCUUGGCUAUUGCAGAAACAAGGCAUGAUGUGGAAAAAUCCUAGGACUGAUGUACCUUGACUCAGCUCAGGCAAACUGAAGUUCCAGCCCCAGACUGGAGAUUAGGCAGCUAGCAACCCUGCCAGGUGCUGACCCCAACCUCCUCCAGGUUCCAGCACUGGGGUUGGCCACCACCUCUGCCACUUGCUAUCUGAGAAAACACCUGAACAGUAGAACGGAGAUUCUGGCUUCCCAACAGGGCAAGACACCAGGCCUACUGCUGAGGUCACUGCCACUUCUCACAUGCUGCUGAAGGUGAAAAAUAAAGGUAUUUGAUUUUUAAAGAUA
Leptonychotes weddellii (Weddell seal) is the source of this 1928-nucleotide messenger RNA. NCBI's taxonomy places the organism in Eukaryota, Metazoa, Chordata, Mammalia, Carnivora, Phocidae. The record is from RefSeq and is a predicted model, not a curated record.